Colletotrichum orchidophilum is the source of this 267-nucleotide messenger RNA. RefSeq lists its product as uncharacterized. Bases 1 to 267 code for a protein of 88 amino acids. Lineage: Eukaryota; Fungi; Ascomycota; Sordariomycetes; Glomerellales; Glomerellaceae. The record is from RefSeq and is a predicted model, not a curated record. The transcript has a single exon.
AUGAUUAUCCCGGAAGACAUGGCAUCUGUCUGGAGCGAGAGGAAAGGUGGACACGAGGAACGUGCCGGUGAGGUGCUUGGCCAGCCGGGCGGGUUCGACAUCUAUGUGGGGGCGGAGGAGGCGGCAAAGGGCCUGGGCCGUGAGGUUCUCGCCGGCCGAAUCGCCACCGAUGACGAGGUUCUCCGGCGCGACGGCGUAUCGCAGGAGGUGGUUCGAUCUCUUCCUACUCCUCGCCCGUGCCGGCGCGGGCGCCGGGCCCGCCGUUGA